AUAUAUUUUUAUUACUAUUUCAAACAAUGUCUUAAAAUAAAAGUAAAUAAUCCAUGCUAAAUGAUAGUUAUUUUGUUAGGAGACAGUGGAGUAGGCAAAACAACUAUCUUAAAUAAGUAAGAUGAUCUAACUAACUUAAAGUUUCCUAGUUAUUAAUGCAUAAACAGAAACAACUAUUGGAGUAUAGCAUCAUUCAUUCAUAAGAAACAACAUAAAAUUUUCAAUAUGGGAUACUGCAGGAUAAGAAAAAUAUAGAUCUAUUGUAUCAAGGUUCACAAAUUUGUUUUAUAAGGAGUCAUUAUAAAAGAGCCAAAGCUGCGAUUUUGGUUUAUGAUUGCUCAAAUGAAUAAUCAUUAUUGCAUAUCGAUAAAUGGAUAGAAGAGCUUGUAUUCUAAGCAGGAGCUAAUGUUAAAAUUGCAUUAAUCGGGGUAAAGAAUCUUAAUUGAAAUUUCGAUUAGAAUAAAACAGACUUAUAAAGUUUUGAUAUCAAUGAGCAUGUCCAAAAGCUAUCCGAAUAAUAUGAAAUUGCAUAUUAAAUUUAAACUAAUCAUAAAGAUCCUGAAUUCAAAGAUAAAAUGAAUUAGUUGUUGGACUAAAUUAGCAUAAGUAUAAUAUAAAUUUUAUUAUUCAUAUUUGGGACUAAUACCUUAAAACUAAUUAAACCAAUCACCGAUAUCGAAUAUUUAUUUAGAGGAAUAAAGUAAGCAAAAUGAGGUCCUUGAAUUCAACAACCAAAAAAAUUAACUAUGUGAAAAUCAACAAGGCCAAAUUAAUGAUUUUACAAAUAAAGAAAAGGAAAAUCAAGAAGUAAAAAGUUGUG
Molecule: messenger RNA, 820 nt
Organism: Paramecium sonneborni
Lineage: Eukaryota; Ciliophora; Oligohymenophorea; Peniculida; Parameciidae
Source: the annotation of a GenBank genome assembly